AUGUUUCUCUCUUUUUAUCAUUCUAUACUUUCUUCUGUCAUUAUGUAUUUCCUUUCUUCAUUAAUCCUCAUAUUACACUUGUCUUCAUUUUCUUUCCUUAGUUUCUUUCUUAUGUAUCGAUUUGAAUUUCGCCGUCACUUUCCUUCCUUCAUUCAUUAUUACUUUCUUCCUUCUUUCCUUCAUUCAGUCAUUCAUUCAUUCGUUUCUUGCUUCCACCAUUCUUUUCGUUUUAUUCCUUCCCUCCUUCUACUCUGCAUGUCACACACUCGUUCGUCCCUACCCCAAUUACUAUUAGCAAUUAUUUUCUUUUUUUUACCUUUUCGACAGUCUCCUCAUUUACAUUUAUUUUCCUUUUCUUUUGGCUUAACAUUUGUUCACUCUUUCUUUUGUUCUUUAUUUUCUCGUUAUUUCUUUCUUUUUUCGUUAUUUUCUUAUUUUUUUUAUUUUGGAACUUCAAGUGUGUAUGUCUUGAAAUUCGUAAUUUCUUUUUGUUUCCUGAUCUUUUCAUUUUUCUUCUCACCUGUUAUAUUUUCUCUUUCUUUCACCUAUUCUGCUUUUGCCCCUGGUUUUGUCCUUUCUCUCUUUUGGAACUCUAUUUCUUUUUCCUCCAUCUUUCUUUCUAUUAUUCUUUCUUUCUUUCUUUCUUUCUUUCUGUAUAUUGUGAGUGAUUCGGGAUUAGUCCUUUCUUUCUUUUCAAGAUUAUACACAGACACAUACAUACACAUCUCCUUUUUUCAAAAUGGUUCGUUGACUUUCAAUAUCUUUUUCUAUCAUUUGUCUGUCUUUCCCACUCGUCUUCUUUCUUUCUUUCUUUCUUUCUUUCUUUCUAUCUAUCUAUCUGAUUUAGUGUCCCGGUUAUCCGCGCAUAUCUAUCUAUCUAUCUAUCUAUCUAUCUAUCUAUCUAUCUAUCUAUCUAAUCAAAAUCUGUUCAUAUCUAUCCAUCUCGUCUUGCUCUUCCUUCAUUUUUCCUGGUGUUAUCAUUACUUGUUCUACACUAUCUUUUCAUUCAUUCCUUUUUCAAUUCUAGGUAAUCUCAUAUCUAUCUAUCUAUCUAUCUAUCUAUCUAUCUAUCUAUCUAUCUAA
Molecule: messenger RNA, 1083 nt
Organism: Acanthosepion pharaonis
Lineage: Eukaryota; Metazoa; Mollusca; Cephalopoda; Sepiida; Sepiidae
Source: the annotation of a GenBank genome assembly